CUACUCCUUUUAGCAAACAAAGUCCGAUUUGUAUUUAAUUCAUGCUUAAAAUUUCAUUAGAAAGAACUUCAAAAAAAAAUUUUAAGAAAUAGCAGUAAAUCAGAUUUGUUUAAGAUGGAUGCCUCUGAUUUGAAUUUCCGCAAGUCAAAGAUGGAAGCUUUUCUUGAAAGGGUGAAGGAACACAUGAAAGCUGAUCAAUAUACGCUUUUGUUGAAAUGUGUCGAUGAAUUCAACAAUGGAGGAAUCACCGUUUAUCAUUUGAAUGAGAUUGUAGAAGUUUUACUUCGUGAAUACCCAGGUUUUUUUACUCAGUUUCAAUUCGUUUUAAACUUUGCUAAUGGCGUAACUCGUAGAGUCCAAUCAGCAGAUAGUAGUAACAAAGGGAAGAGGAAGCUAGCUUCCGAUGAAGAUGGAGAAAUCGAUGGCUUGAAUGAAACCAAGGAUCAAUUGGCUGAAGCAAUGGAGUUUUGUGAAAAGGUAAUGAAGCAAACCAGUUACGAUAAGUAUUUGGAUUUGUUGAAACAUUUAUAUUCUUAUGGUACUGGGAAAAUCAUAAUGGUUGAUCUGAAAACCGCCAUCGCUGAGAAUUUUCAGGCUCUUGGGGAAGAUUUUGAUCAUCUUUUUGAGUUUUAUACGAAUAUAAGCCGACCAACAUCAUCAUCAUCAUCAUCAUCGGAGUCUGAAGGAAAAAAACGAAACCAAGAGGUGGACAUUGUUAAAGAAAGCUGUAAACCUCGACAAAAAGGGCCGUCAUUAGAGUCGAAAAUGAGUAACAAAAAAAAGAAACCCAAAGAAGAGAUUGAAAAGGUGAGGAAAAGCUAUAAAGUUAAACGAGAGGGACCAUCGUCAUCAUCUUUAACAAAACCCAAAAAGGAGAUUAAUAAACCCGAAGAAGAAGAACUUGAAAAGGUGACAGAAAGCUAUUAUCUUCUACCGGAAAAUCUAUCGGGAGUUCAUAGUACUGAGAUUGAUGAAAUUGGGAAACAAGUGUUGAAUUUCAGUACUUUUUCAAAAGGUGUAUACAAUACUAAUAAACAGAAAGGUCCCGAGAUUACGAAACAAGAAAUGGUGAUGAAUAGAAAAGAAGAUGAGAUGUUUGUAAUGGAUAUGCAGAUGGAAUGGUUGCGCUCCACGAAGAAGAACGCAAUGAAACUAUUUCAAGAUAUCAGUGAACGGAAAAUCAAGGAACCAACAAUGGCGGACGUGGAUGAGUAUUUCACAAGUUCUAAUUAUAGAUACCUUGUGAAAAUGUAUAAUGAAUCUGGGCCAUGGUUAGUGGAUAGGCUCCGUCAUGCACCGAAAACUAUUUUGCCUGUGAUUAUUAAGAGGUUGAAACAAAAAGAUAUUGUUCCAUAUUGUGAACUUUGCCAACAACAUCAACAAAUGAUGGAGGAUCAACAAUAAUAUUGAAGGCAAUGUUGAAACUCAAGCUUUCGAAGAAAUUCGAAAUAAUAUUAUUAAGAGUGAUAAUUACAAAUCCCGAAAAUGAUAAUCUCUGUAAAUUUUACUUUUGCUCAAAAUAGUAUUAGUUGUGUGGAGUAUGUAACUAAUUUUCUAUGGAUGAAUAAAAGAUUAAUAUUUUCUAAAUCUCAAAUUUAUUUAUUUUAAGUUAAAUUCUCUUAUUUAUUUAUUUUUUCAAAAAUGUGAAUUUAAUUUCUUGUAUUUUAGUUUGAUCCGUCUUUAUAUUUUCUAAAAU
Gossypium arboreum is the source of this 1696-nucleotide messenger RNA. RefSeq names its product paired amphipathic helix protein Sin3-like 1. Gene Ontology annotation, cellular component: chromatin; histone deacetylase complex. Gene Ontology annotation, biological process: negative regulation of transcription by RNA polymerase II. NCBI's taxonomy places the organism in Eukaryota, Viridiplantae, Streptophyta, Magnoliopsida, Malvales, Malvaceae. The transcript has a single exon. The record is from RefSeq and is a predicted model, not a curated record. Gene Ontology annotation, molecular function: transcription corepressor activity. Bases 115 to 1404 code for a protein of 429 amino acids.